Molecule: messenger RNA, 1642 nt
Organism: Papilio machaon (common yellow swallowtail)
Lineage: Eukaryota; Metazoa; Arthropoda; Insecta; Lepidoptera; Papilionidae
Gene: stck
Product: LIM and senescent cell antigen-like-containing domain protein 1
Exons: 10
Coding region: 243-1265 (340 amino acids)
Biological process (GO): cell-cell junction organization; positive regulation of integrin-mediated signaling pathway; cell-cell adhesion
Cellular component (GO): focal adhesion; cell-cell junction; cytoplasm
Source: RefSeq, a predicted model, not a curated record
AAAAGUUUGACUUUUAUGGAAUCUUUGCUACUUUACUUUAACUUAUUCUAACUUUGCUUUUUUAUAUCUAAGACAAUAAUUUUAAGUAGAUUCAAGAAAUUAAUAGUAUUAAUUAUCUAUCAAGUAUAACGCUAAUAAAAACCAGAUUUGGCGAGUACAUCUGGUACAGGAAGUAUAAAUACACUUUCCAGAGAAGUAAUUGAGCAUCGUUUGAAUAUAAUUUUAUUGCAUUAGAGGCAAACAUGCCAGGCAUUGCCACCAUGUCUUUAGAUAACAUGUUUUGCACCCGUUGUGGUGAUGGCUUUGAGCCCAAUGAAAAGAUUGUCAAUUCAAACGGAGAGCUUUGGCAUACUAACUGUUUUGUAUGUGCCCAAUGCUUUCGUGUAUUUCCCGAGGGUGUAUUUUACGAAUUCGAAGGACGUAAAUAUUGCGAACGAGAUUUCCAAGUGCUGUUCGCCCCUUGUUGUGGUAAAUGUGGUGAGUUUGUGAUCGGCCGCGUGAUAAAAGCGAUGAAUGCGAACUGGCACCCGGCGUGCUUCCGAUGCGAGGAGUGCAGUGCGGAGCUGGCGGACGCCGGCUUCAUCAAGCACGCCGGCCGCGCACUCUGUCAUACCUGCAACGCGCGCCUCAAGGCGGACGGCCUGCAGAACUAUAUGUGCCACAAGUGCCAUGGGGUAAUCGAUGGUGAGCCGCUGCGUUACCGCGGCGAAGUGUACCACGGCUACCACUUCACGUGCGCCACAUGCGGCGUCGAGCUCGACCACACGGCUCGCGAGGUCAAGCACCGCCCGGGAUAUGCUGCAAACGACGUGAACAACCUUUUCUGCCUGCGUUGUCACGACAAAAUGGGUAUUCCCAUUUGCGGCGCUUGUCGUCGCCCCAUCGAGGAGAGAAUCGUCACCGCUCUCGGCAAGCAUUGGCAUGUUGAGCAUUUCGUAUGUGCCAAAUGUGAGAAACCAUUCCACGGGCACCGGCACUAUGAGAAGAAAGGUCUGGCUUACUGCGAGCAGCACUACCACCAGCUGUUUGGUAACCUGUGCUAUGUCUGCAACCAGGUCAUUGCCGGAGAUGUGUUCACAGCGCUGAACAAAGCGUGGUGUGUGCACCACUUUGCGUGCGCUGUGUGCGACGCUGCGCUGAGCACGCGUAGCAAGUUCUACGAGUACGACGAGCGGCCCGCGUGUCGCCGCUGCUACGAGCGCUUCCCGCAGGAGCUACGCCGCCGUCUACGCCGCGCUCAUCACUACACGCACAGGAGGAACUGACCUCCGAUAAUAUAGCUCGAAGUAUUUGGUGGAACAACACGACCUGCUAUGAAAAUUAUUAUUUUGUCAUAUAAAAAAUAGACAUUAACAUUAUUAAUCUAUAUUAAAUAUAAUUUAACCAUGUAAUUUACUAAGUAUCUGACAAAUAUUUGAGGGGAUCAACUAGUUAUUCAACCAAUAUUCAUAGUUUACAAUGAAAAAGAGCGAUGCCACACAAACGAUCGCAAAAACGACGCGGUACGUUUGUAUAGUUUUACAAUAAACAGAGGGCCUAGCACGAAUAUUCCUGAGAAAUUUUUCGUAACGUUAUAGACAAAGUAUUUUUUUUUAUAUUACAAGGUGUUUUUAUAUUACAAUUCGCCGAAAUGGCGACAUUC